ACGAGUCCUGUUGAUUGAACGACGUCGCAGAGUUGCUUGCGAGCAGCGGGGAAGGAAGGUGGUUUUGGAUUCGCGAGCUGUGCACGAAUCGCAUGAUUUCUUACGAGCCUUUUCUAUAUCUAGUCUGCGCAGAUUGGCUCUGAAUCUGCUCACAUUCAUGUAGAAUUCAGAUUGGAUGUCACCUGCUGCGUUUGUCGUUCAAGGAUUGACCAAGAGGGAAGGGCGAGGCAGCGUAUCGAUCAUUAUCGUCGGUAUAGAAAAGCAAGACGGAUUUGCUCGCGUUUUGGUUUUCGUGCGGUGGAGGUGAGGACUGAAUGUGGUGUAGAGCAGAAAAAAGCAAUAGGUUAUGAGUAAUACUCGACACGUGAAGCGUACUUCGUCAAGAGCUUCAAACCCUAAUGCGCGUGCGUUUUGCGGUGGAUAAUCAAGUGUUGUAAAUUUUCGGAGGGUAUUUUGAACGUAAUACAAAGGUUGCGAGUGCGGAGGUGCUAUUUUGGAAGCCAAAUUCUCCCCCAUGCAGUUAAGCAAACAGCGAAUUCUUGAAGAUAGAAUCCGCCAUUUUGUGCACCUUAUAUACUUUUUUUUAAUAGAGGAGCGUAGCAGUUGAGGAAAUGGAGAAGGGUGCGAUGGAGACACCGAGUGCAUCGGAAUCAGCGGCGUGCAUAGACACGAUGGAGCGUCAUCCUCUGAUCAUGGACAGAGAUGAUGUCGACCUUGAGGCGGGUACCGAAGAGCAACCUCAAUGUCGGAUCUGCCUCGAAUCUGACGGUAGAGACUUUAUUGCUCCAUGUAAAUGCAAAGGUUCUCAGAAGUAUGUUCACCGCGAAUGCCUCGACAAUUGGCGCUCAAUUAAGGAAGGUUUUGCAUUUUGCCAUUGCACAACUUGCAAGACUCCAUAUCAAAUCAGAGUCCACAUCCCAGCUGACAGAGAGUGGAGGACACUCAAGUUCCGCUUCUUCGUUACUCGGGACAUAUUGUCCAUCUUUUUAGCGGUUCAACUGGUUAUCUCUUUGUUUGGGUAUCUUGUGUACAUAGUAGAUCAUCGUACAGGAAGCAGGCUUGAACACAUUUGGGGAUUCGUAAACGACUAUCCAUUCUACUACCUCUGUGGUGUUAUCGUUUUCCUUGUGGUUUUGGGCUUAUCUGGAUGUUUCAUGACUUGCUAUGACCGACGCUUACGUAGCGAGUUGGCUCAUCCCUGUCGAGAAGUUUGCCUUUGCUGUUGUGAGGGAGUAUGCGGGGAUUGUCGUGUACCGGGGACCCUGUGCAUGUGGACGGAUUGUGCUAUGUGUUGUGAAGGAUGUGCGGGCUCGCUUGGAGAAUGCACUGCCUGCCUUGGAGGUGCUGGAGAAGCAGCUCCUGUGCUUAUGAUUGUGGCACUCGUGGCUUUGGUGGUAUUUGCAGUAGUUGGGCUUUUCUACAGCGUCCUUGUGGCAACUAUGGUUGGUCAAAGGAUAUGGCAACGACACUACCAUAUCCUGGCAAAGCGGAUGUUAACCAAGUGUGGAGAUGCAGGAGUAUGUAGUGGAAGAUCUCGAUGGUGAAGUUCUGGGACCUGAUUGGGUUCCACCACCCCUUCCUCAAGAGCAUGUCCAACAAUUGAAGUCACUGGGAUUACUUUAAGUUCCCAUCCUCCUACAUGAGGAAGUUGCAUCACAUUCUCUACUUACAGCGUCCUACCAUGAUUCCGGAAGCACUAACGCUUGAGCUUUUAUGAAGAGCUGACUAAGGAUGGGUAUACAUUGCAACCGAGCAUGAGUCUACAAACAAAACAAAUGCUUUGAGAUUGAGUCUCGGUUAGUUACUUCUGCUCUUGAAGGGUCUGCAUGAUGUCCUUUUCAAAUAGGGCUGACUGAAGCUGAAGCAGCAAGCUUCUUAUGUGUUCGUGUCAGUUCUAGAGCUGAAUCAACCAUAGCAAGUCUGGAAUCUGUAGUCGAUAAUGCUCCAGUAGGCUGGACCUAGCUUAAGCUAGCCAUACUAUGUAAUGCUCCAUUUAGUUAGUUUGUGUGUCAGCCUUGAAGUGGGCAUGAAUGGAAAGGGUGCAGAUGGAGUCCCUUAAUGAUCAUGUAUCAAUAUAUGAGGGAUUUUGUAGCUUCAGGAUGGUUGCUCUUCCGCUCACAACAUCGUGGAAACAUAUCCAAACUUUGAUUAUUAUGAAUGUAUUUGAGGGAAUGAGAAGCAUUUUCUCAUAGUUGGAAUGAAAGAUGUCAAAGAUGAUGGAA
This is a messenger RNA of Physcomitrium patens, 2222 nucleotides long. RefSeq lists its product as uncharacterized. Gene Ontology annotation, molecular function: zinc ion binding. The record is from RefSeq and is a predicted model, not a curated record. Lineage: Eukaryota; Viridiplantae; Streptophyta; Bryopsida; Funariales; Funariaceae.